AUGGGAAUCGGAAUAAGCAAACUAGCAAGUGCCAUCUCUUGUUUUACCAGCAAACAAGUAAGAGUUCCAUCUUCUUUGGCCGGGAAUCAAGAUCUCGUAAGAGAAAUCCUCUCAAAAUUACCUGUCAAAUCUUUAGUUAGGUUUAGGUGCGUAUCAAAAGAGUGGUAUGCUCUCCUAAACCAAGAGUUUAUUCUGAACAUCAAUCGAAAUUACCUUCCCAAUCUUUGUUUACUCUACGGUCAGAAUAUUGUAAGUGGACAUCAUCAUCAUGAGUUCUCAUUGCUUGGCAGAAAAGUCGACACACUUUCGAGACUAGAGUUUACGGCAUCUGUCCUCGAUGAUUCGGUUGAGAAGAUAUAUAUUGUGGGAUCUAGUAAUGGUUUAGUCUGCCUUCAUUUUCUUGGAGAUCGAACCAAAACGAAGUCAAUCAUCGUAUGGAACCCAGUAACAGAGCAAUACAGGAAACUUCCUAAGCCAUUGUCUUUUGAGUGGGAUAAGCUGACCGAACCACUUGUAGGUUUUGGGUUCAUUCAGGACCAUGGCAUGAAUAGUACCGAUUACAAAGUGGUGAGGAUUUCAAGAAGCAAAGGUGAUAUAAGACUUGGUUUAAUUGGUUAUGUAACCCAAGUCUUCACCCGAAGUGCAAAAUCAUGGAGAGUAGUUAAAGAGUGUAACCCAUCACGUUAUCUGUUUUAUAAACAGUCUUCCAUUACUUUGAAUGGAGUGUUGUAUUCCUUGGCAUGGACUAGGACGGGCGUCAACAUGGCAUACAGCGUUUUCUCAUUCAAUCUGCAGGAUGAGGUAUUUCAUAACAUACAGUUACCGCAGUCUAGUACUAUCAGUGUUGGAAGACUCUUUGUAUGGAACAAUUUGGUUGCCUAUUCGACAUGGGCUGAUCAUAGUUGCCAGUAUGAUGUUUGGGUGAUGACAACAGAAUCUAGAGAUGAUACACAAAUGCCAACUAACUGGAAUUGGACUAAACAAGUUACAAUCAAACCUCCGAUUAGAUGGUAUUAUGGACCUCCCUCUGGAGUUUGGAAUGAUCAAUUUAUUUUUUACAAGGGCCAUACUCACAGUAAACGAGGAUCUGAACUAUAUCUGUAUACGUAUGACCUUGCAGAUCAGAAAGAGAGGAUGCUUUUAGGACCAGAAACUGAUUACUGUUGCCUUCAAGUGGUAGAUUACGUGGAGAGCCUAGUUCCGGUCUAA
Molecule: messenger RNA, 1209 nt
Organism: Rosa rugosa (rugosa rose)
Lineage: Eukaryota; Viridiplantae; Streptophyta; Magnoliopsida; Rosales; Rosaceae
Product: putative F-box/kelch-repeat protein At1g12870
Exons: 1
Coding region: 1-1209 (402 amino acids)
Molecular function (GO): protein binding
Source: RefSeq, a predicted model, not a curated record